AUGUGUGAAACCAAAAACUUUUUACUCUGGCUCCUCCAAUUUGUUGCUCUAUUAGGCCUUCUCGCCUUCAUCCUUUGGCUAACCUUGCGCCCCAAAGACCCAUCUUACACCAUUGUUGACUUCUCUGUCCCAGUCCCUGAUAACGGCUCUGGCCAAGACAAUCAGAAUGGUUCCCUCUCAUACACCCUUGAGAUUGUAAAUCCAAACAGAGACUCCGAUAUCAAUUACAAUGAUAUCUUCUUGCUGUUUUAUUAUAAUCAGGACACUAUUGGGGAGAAAACCAUCACUCAUUUUCAUCAAGGAAAAGAUAAGACCACCCAAAUUAUGGAUCAUGUGAAUGCCAAUGCAAGAGUAUGGAAAGCACUGGUCAAUGCAAUAUCAAAUAAAACAGGAGAUUUGAAGGUUGGUUUGAUGACCAAAAUUAGAUAUCGAACAUGGGGUAUUAAGAGUAAGCACCAUGGGAUGAACUUGCAAGGUCGUGUACCGAUUGGAUCAGAUGGGAAGAUUUCAGGUAAGAAGAAGAAGAUAAAAUUACGCAAUGCUUCUAAGAAAUGGAGAGUGAGGCUUACUUAACCUUUGGGAUGCACAGCUUUAAAGUAGUACCAUGGCUAUAAUGUAUGUGUAUGCAUUUUUUUAUGUUUAUAUUUCUGCUAGAAUCAAUGUCUAUAAAAACAUCAGAUACCAGUUUGUGAUUAUGAAUCAUG
Messenger RNA from Ilex paraguariensis (yerba mate), 704 nucleotides. NCBI's taxonomy places the organism in Eukaryota, Viridiplantae, Streptophyta, Magnoliopsida, Aquifoliales, Aquifoliaceae. The record is from the annotation of a GenBank genome assembly.